GCCGGAGCAGCUGGUUUCCAGUGGUGAAAUCCACUCCUCGGGGGAUGCGGCCAAUCUCUAAGCAAGCUGGGCCGCAACUUCUGAGCCUUUUAGGGUGCAGGCCGAGGCGAGGCCGCUACCCUUGGCCUUGUAGAUCUCCUGACAGCGCUUGUGGCGAAAUGUAAAUGAGCAGAGAUGGAUCAGGAGGGUGGGGGAGAUGGGCAGAAGGCCCCGAGCUUCCAGUGGCGGAACUACAAGCUCAUCGUGGAUCCUGCCUUGGACCCUGCGUUGCGCCGGCCUUCCCAGAAGGUGUAUCGCUAUGAUGGGAUUCACUUCAGUGUCAAUGAUUCAAAGUAUAUUCCAGUUGAAGACCUUCAAGAUCCUCGUUGCCACGUCAGGUCCAAAACCAGAGACUUUUCCCUCCCGGUCCCUAAAUUUAAGCUGGAUGAGUUCUAUAUUGGACAGAUCCCGUUGAAGGAAGUGACCUUUGCAAGGCUGAAUGACAACGUGCGUGAGACCUUCCUGAAGGACAUGUGCCGAAAGUAUGGCGAAGUGGAGGAGGUGGAGAUCCUUCUUCACCCUCGCACUCGCAAGCACCUGGGCCUGGCCCGUGUGCUCUUCACCAGCACUCGGGGAGCCAAGGAGACUGUCAAAAAUCUCCACCUUACUUCCGUCAUGGGCAACAUCAUCCAUGCCCAGCUUGACAUCAAAGGACAACAGCGAAUGAAGUACUAUGAACUGAUUGUCAACGGCUCCUACACUCCGCAGACAGUGCCCACCGGGGGCAAGGCCCUGAGUGAGAAGUUUCAGGGUUCCAGUACAGCUGCUGAGACGACUGAAUCCCGCCGCCGAUCCUCUUCCGACACAGCUCCCUAUCCAGCAGGCACCGCUGUGGUGGGCACCCCUGGCAAUGGCACCCCCUGUUCCCAGGACACAAGCUUCUCCAGCAGCCGACAGGACACCCCAUCUUCUUUUGGCCAGUUUACCCCUCAGUCCUCGCAAGGAACACCUUACACGUCUCGGGGCAGCACUCCCUAUUCUCAGGACUCUGCCUACUCCAGCAGCACUACUUCCACCUCCUUCAAGCCCCGGCGAUCAGAGAACAGCUACCAGGAUUCCUUUUCCCGCCGCCAUUUCUCUGCUUCCUCAGCCCCCACCACCACCUCUGCGGCCAUCUCCGCCACCACUGCAGCCACCGCCACAUCCUCCUCAUCUUCUUCAUUGUCCUCAUCCUCCUCGUCCUCUUCUUCCUCGUCUUCUCAUUUUCGAGGUUCUGACUCAAACUAUCCAGCAUAUUACGAAAGCUGGAGUCGCUACCAGCGCCAUGCUUCCUACCCACCCCGCCGGGCACCUCGGGAGGAGCCUCCUGGGGCCCCUUUUGCUGAAAACACAGCUGAGCGCUUCCCACCUUCCUACACCUCCUACUUGCCCCCUGAGCCCAGCCGGCCCACUGACCAGGACUACCGGCCUCCUGCCUCAGAGGCUCCACCUCCAGAGCCUCCAGAACCUGGUGGAGGUGGGGAUGGCGGGGGUCCCAGCCCCGAGAGAGAAGAAGCCCGGACCUCCUCGCAUCCACCCUCGCCGGCCCGUUCUGGCUCUCCCGCUCCGGAGACUACCAAUGAGAGUGUGCCCUUCGCUCAUCACACCAGCCUGGAUUCCCGCAUUGAGAUGCUGCUGAAGGAGCAGCGCUCCAAGUUUUCUUUCCUGGCCUCUGACACAGAGGAGGAGGAGGAGAACACCAGCACGGGCACUGGGGCUAGAGACACAGGGAGUGAGGUGCCUUCUGGGUCAGGUCACGGGCCCUGCACACCCCCUCCAGCCCCAGCUAACUUUGAGGAUGUGGCACCUGCAGGGAGUGGGGAACCAGGGGCUACCAGGGAGUCCCCCAAGGCCAACGGACAGAGCCAGGCUUCUCCCUGCUCUUCUGGAGAGGACAUGGAGAUCUCUGAUGAUGAUAGGGGUGGCUCGCCCCCUCCGGCCCCAACACCGCCACAGCAGCCUCCACCCCCUCCUCCACCCCCGCCCCCUCCUCCUCCUUACCUGGCUUCACUUCCCCUUGGAUAUCCUCCCCACCAACCUACCUACCUCCUCCCACCCCGGCCUGAUGGUCCGCCGCCCCCUGAAUACCCCCCACCUCCUCCUCCACCACCACCCCACAUCUAUGACUUUGUGAACUCCCUGGAGCUGAUGGAUCGACUUGGGGCUCAGUGGGGCGGGAUGCCCAUGUCCUUCCAGAUGCAGACCCAGAUGUUGACCCGGCUCCACCAGCUGCGACAGGGCAAGGGAUUGACUGCAGCCUCUGCUGGUCCCCCUGGUGGGGCCUUUGGGGAGGCCUUCUUACCGUUUGCACCUCCCCAAGAGGCAGCUUAUGGCCUGCCCUAUGCUCUGUAUACCCAAGGGCAAGAGGGCCGAGGGGCGUACUCCCGGGAGGCCUACCACCUGACUUUGCCUAUGGCGGCCGAGCCCGUGCCCUCCUCCUCAGUCUCAGGAGAGGAGGCCCGGCUGCCUCCCAGGGAGGAAGCAGAGCUGGCAGAGAGCAAGACCUUGCAGUCAGCAGGCACUGUGGGCCGUGUCCUGGCCACCCUGGUCCAGGAGAUGAAGAGCAUCAUGCAGCGUGACCUCAAUCGCAAGAUGGUGGAGAACGUGGCCUUUGGAGCCUUUGACCAGUGGUGGGAGAGCAAGGAGGAGAAGGCCAAGCCAUUCCAGAACGCAGCCAAACAGCAAGCCAAGGAGGAGGAGAAAGAGAAGAUGAAGCUUAAGGAGCCAGGUCUGCUGUCCCUCGUAGACUGGGCCAAGAGUGGUGGUGCCACAGGCAUCGAGGCGUUUGCCUUUGGUUCAGGACUACGAGGGGCCUUGCGGCUACCUUCCUUCAAGGUAAAACGGAAAGAACCAUCCGAAAUUUCAGAAGCUAGCGAGGAGAAAAGGCCUCGACUCUCCACCCCUGUGGAAGAGGAUGAGGAUGACCCUGAACGAGAAAAGGAGACUGGCGAGUCAGGACGUCCAGGAGCCAAGCCCACAAAGCGAGAUGAGGAGCGCAGCAAGACUCAGGGCAAGCACCGGAAGUCCUUUGCUCUGGACAGUGAAGGGGAAGAGGCGUCCCAGGAAUCUUCAUCAGAGAAGGAUGAAGAGGAAGAUGAGGAAGACGAGGAAGACGAUGAUCAAGAAGAAGCCAUGGACAACACUAAGAAGGAGAUAGAGGGAUCAGAUGGCGAGGAUGAGGAAAGCGAUUUGUCCUCCAAAUGUUCUCUGUAUGCUGACUCAGAUGGUGAAAAUGAUAGCCCAUCGGACUCUGAGAGUGGCAGCUCAUCCAGCUCCUCAUCUUCCUCAUCCUCUUCCUCAUCAUCCUCGUCAUCCUCCUCUUCCUCAUCAUCCGAGUCCUCGGAAGAGGAGGAGGAAGAAGAGCAACCGGCAACCAAAUCGUCAGCCUCACCACCCCCUAGAGAAGUCCCAGCACCGCUCCCUGCACCUGCAGAAGAGCCCAAGCCAGAGAGAGCUGCAGGCUCCCCAGUCACACCGCUUCCCGAACAGGAGAAGUCUCCGACGAGACCUGCAGCUUCCACUGAGGAACCACCUUCCAGUGCACCCCAGCCUCCCCCAGAACCACCAGCGGGACCCCCCGCUCCUGCCCCACGCCCUGAGGAGCGCCCUUCGUCUCCGAUCCCCUUCCUCCCUCCACCCAAGAAACGCCGGAAAACUGUCUCCUUCUCUACCGUGGAAGAGGCACCAGCCCCUGAACCUCCCCCAGUUGUCCCGCCCCAGGCCAAGUCUCCUGCCCCAGUCUCUCGCAAAGUCCCCCGGGGUGUGGAGCGAACCAUUCGCAACCUGCCCCUGGACCACGCGUCUCUGGUCAAGAGUUGGCCCGAGGAGGUGCCCCGAGGGAGUCGGAACCGGGCUGGAGGCCGAGGUCGCUGUGCUGAGGAAGAAGAGGCUGAGCCAGGAACAGAGGUGGACCUGGCAGUGCUGGCUGACCUGGCCCUGACCCCAGCCUUAAGUGGGGUGGCGGCCCCACCUGCUGCUGACGACUCAGAGGCCACUGAGACGGCAGACGAGGCAGACCGCCCAGGCCCCCCACUCAGUCACAUCCUCCUGGAGCACAACUAUGCCCUGGCCACCAAGCCCAGCCCCGCCAUGCUGGCCCUUCGGCCCCCAGAGCCGACUCCUGCCCCCGUGGCCCUCUUCAGUUCCCCUGCCGAUGAGGUCCUGGAGGCCCCCGAGGUAGUGGUGGCUGAGGCAGAGGAGCCAAAGCAGCAGCAACAGCAAGAGGAGGGUGAAGAGGAGGAGGAGGAGGAGGAGUCUGAGUCAUCCGAGAGCAGCAGUAGCAGCAGCAGUGACGGGGAAGGGGCCCUGCGACGGCGCAGCCUCCGCUCCCACACCCGGCGCCGCCGGCCCCCGCCGCCACCCCCGCCACCCCCACCCCCACCCACGUUUGAGCCUCGCAGCGAGUUUGAGCAGAUGACCAUCCUGUAUGACAUUUGGAACUCAGGCCUGGACUUAGAGGACAUGAGCUAUCUGCGGCUAACAUAUGAGCGGCUGCUGCAGCAGACAAGUGGAGCCGACUGGCUCAAUGAUACGCACUGGGUCCACCACACCAUCACCAACCUGAACACUCCAAAGCGCAGACGGCGGCCCCAGGAUGGGCCCCGCGAGCACCAGACGGGCUCAGCCCGCAGCGAAGGCUAUUACCCCAUCAGCAAGAAGGAGAAGGACAAGUACCUGGAUGUCUGUCCUGUCUCGGCCCGGCAGCUGGAGGGAGCGGACACUCAGGGGACUAACCGUGUGCUUUCGGAGCGCCGGUCUGAGCAACGUCGGUUGCUAAGUGCCAUUGGCACCUCGGCCAUCAUGGAUAGUGAGCUGCUGAAGCUGAACCAGCUCAAGUUCCGGAAGAAGAAGCUCCGAUUUGGCCGGAGCCGGAUCCACGAGUGGGGCCUGUUUGCCAUGGAACCCAUCGCAGCUGAUGAGAUGGUCAUCGAAUAUGUGGGUCAGAACAUCCGCCAGAUGGUGGCCGACAUGCGGGAGAAACGCUAUGUGGAGGAGGGCAUUGGCAGCAGUUACCUGUUCCGAGUGGACCAUGACACCAUCAUUGAUGCUACCAAAUGUGGCAACUUGGCGCGGUUCAUCAACCACUGCUGCACGCCCAACUGUUACGCCAAGGUGAUCACCAUCGAGUCUCAGAAGAAGAUCGUCAUUUAUUCCAAGCAGCCCAUCGGUGUGGAUGAAGAGAUCACCUAUGACUACAAGUUCCCACUGGAGGACAACAAGAUCCCCUGUUUGUGUGGCACUGAGAGCUGCCGGGGCUCCCUCAACUGAAAUGGGGCAGCACUGGUGCCCACACCCCUAUUUAUUCUCCCACGGUGCCCUGAGCUCCCCAGCAGCCCCCUCGCCUUAGUGGGUUUGUCAGGGCCCACACGCCUCCAUCUUGAAGUAUGGGGCUGGGGGGCCCUGAGCCCAGCAGGGAGCCUCAAUAACUUGUUAUCCCUGACCCCCCCACCCCAAUUAUUUUCUUUGCGGAGAAGAAGCUGUAAAUGUUUUGUAGCUGCCAGCAGCUGUUUCCUGUGGAAACCUGGGGUGCCGGCCUGUACAGAUCUUGUUCUUGGGGAGCUACACAGCCCCCGUGCUUUGUGUUAACGGGGACUUCCCUUCGUUCCCUGCGUGUAUCCCUCCCCAGUUUAGGGGUCUCUAGGGGCAGUGGCUAUGUUCUCCCCCGGGGGGGCCCUAUGCCCCUAGUCGUGGGGACUCCGUGCCUGGAACCCUGCCUCAUCUUCAGUUCCUGCCAGACCCUGCGGGUCACCCUUCUGCCUUGAUGUCCGAGGCCCCCGGCUUGGCCAGGGUGGUGGGAGGCAGGCCCUUGUUGGGCUGGAUUGUACAUAUGUUAAUAGUGCAAACCCGAUGCCACAUUUUUAUAAUUGUGAUUAAACUUUAUUGUAC
This is a messenger RNA of Elephantulus edwardii (Cape elephant shrew), 5904 nucleotides long. RefSeq names its product SET domain containing 1A (gene SETD1A). Gene Ontology annotation, molecular function: histone H3K4 methyltransferase activity; RNA binding; protein binding. The transcript has 19 exons. Bases 175 to 5286 code for a protein of 1703 amino acids. Lineage: Eukaryota; Metazoa; Chordata; Mammalia; Macroscelidea; Macroscelididae. Gene Ontology annotation, cellular component: Set1C/COMPASS complex. The record is from RefSeq and is a predicted model, not a curated record.